AUGGACACAUUACGACCGUUGCCCAUGUUUUUGGGUAUUAGUGGCAACAAUUUUUGCAUGUCAGCCGGGGCUUUUACACCUCCCAUUAAGAAAAUGGACAAGACCACUCCCGAAAAGAUCACCUCCCGCAUCAAACUGAACAUUUCCUUCUUUCUCACCAAUUACGCUCUGGUGGCAUUUGGUGUCGCUUUGGUGGUGGCACUGAUGCAUCCGGGAAUGUUGGUCAGUCUGGGGUUGGUAUGGCUCUUAUGGUGGGGACACAAUUAUCUCAUUCACAAUGAAGUUGUUCUCUUCCAUCGCAACAUUUCCAUGUUGGUCAGCAUCUCCCACAGAUUCUAUGUGCUCUUUGUCAUUUCUGUCGUGGUGGUGGUUUGGAAAUGCUUUCGUCCGGCACUGCUGUUUUCCUUCAUCACGGGGCUCAUCAUCAUGGCACAUGCUACCAUGAGAGAUCCAAAGCAUAUCGACAAAUAUGGGAGUACAGGUGCGAUACGACAUGGGGGGUCCUCCGAUAGUGAUGAAGAAUACGAUAACAAUGGCAAUGUCGUCAUGGUGGAUCAUCCAAAAUCAGAUGUUUGA
This is a messenger RNA of Seminavis robusta, 576 nucleotides long. The record is from the annotation of a GenBank genome assembly. NCBI's taxonomy places the organism in Eukaryota, Bacillariophyta, Bacillariophyceae, Naviculales, Naviculaceae.